Molecule: messenger RNA, 1105 nt
Organism: Pararge aegeria (speckled wood butterfly)
Lineage: Eukaryota; Metazoa; Arthropoda; Insecta; Lepidoptera; Nymphalidae
Gene: Dim1
Product: thioredoxin-like protein 4A
Exons: 3
Coding region: 1-429 (142 amino acids)
Biological process (GO): mRNA splicing, via spliceosome
Cellular component (GO): U4/U6 x U5 tri-snRNP complex; U5 snRNP; spliceosomal complex
Source: RefSeq, a predicted model, not a curated record
AUGAGUUACAUGUUAGGUCAUCUGCACAAUGGAUGGCAAGUAGACCAGGCAAUUCUGUCUGAAGAGGACAGAGUCGUGGUCAUUAGAUUUGGCCACGAUUGGGAUCCAACUUGUAUGAAGAUGGAUGAAGUGCUGUACAGUAUUGCUGAAAAAGUGAAGAAUUUUGCAGUCAUAUAUUUGGUGGAUAUCACAGAAGUUCCUGAUUUUAACAAAAUGUACGAGUUGUACGACCCGUGCACAGUGAUGUUUUUCUUCCGCAACAAGCACAUCAUGAUUGACUUGGGCACCGGCAACAACAACAAGAUCAAUUGGCCCCUGGAGGACAAGCAGGAAAUGAUCGACAUCAUCGAGACAGUGUACCGAGGCGCGCGCAAGGGUCGCGGUCUGGUGGUGUCGCCAAAGGACUACUCUACUAAAUACAGAUAUUGAGAUGUCCAAUUGCUUGUGUCUGAGCUAAGCUUGCACUGCCAAUGGUUGAUUUUAAAUAUUGCUAAAGAGAUGGCAGUACGAUGAGACAAAGUAAAAUGAUGUGGUAAUCGUAAAUUAAUACACACACCACAUUACUUUAUGAAUAAAAUGUUUGUAAAAAUAAUACCUAUACAAAUAAAUAAUAGUGUAUGCCAGUGGUUUGUAUAACUCCAGCUUAUUCAACUCUUUGAAUUAUGCUUUGAUUUAAAGUUUAGUUAUCCAGGCUGAUUUUAGAAUGGCUGAACCGAUUUUCUAUGACUAAAAAGCGUCUAGACUCUUAUGUCUAGUCAAUUAAGUUUUAAUCUCAGAAAUCCCAGCCUUAAGUGGUGAAAAACGGUUUUUAAUGUGAAAUGCAUUCUGUUGAUUGUAAAUACUGAUCUUGUGACAUUGUAUGCAGACGGGCUAACCCCAGCUUGGUUACUUCUUUCAAAGUAAAGACCCUUGUUCUGAGGACAGACGGCACCUUAACACAUUGAAGGCAACCACACAACACUGCAUUAAACGUGCCAAAGUGCUAGAGCAGGCUGCACCGCAGUGUGUGCAGAAGUAGCGUGCGGCCUCCAAUGUACACAUUGUAAAUAUUUUUUAAGUAAAUUCAAUCACAAUAAACUUUUAUGGAAAUAAAACAAAUUUUCUU